Messenger RNA from Guyanagaster necrorhizus, 1017 nucleotides. RefSeq lists its product as uncharacterized. Gene Ontology annotation, cellular component: mitochondrial outer membrane. Gene Ontology annotation, molecular function: voltage-gated monoatomic anion channel activity. Lineage: Eukaryota; Fungi; Basidiomycota; Agaricomycetes; Agaricales; Physalacriaceae. Gene Ontology annotation, biological process: monoatomic anion transmembrane transport. Bases 23 to 910 code for a protein of 295 amino acids. The transcript is spliced from 6 exons. The record is from RefSeq and is a predicted model, not a curated record.
CGUUUUUUUCUUCAGUACCGUCAUGUCUCUCCCUCAGCCUGUCCCACCCUCCUGGAAGGAUCUCGGAAAGUCGUCGAACGACCUCCUCACUAAGGAUUUCCCUUUCUCCGGCGCGACCCUCGAGGUCAAGACCAAGACACCUUCAGGCGUCGUGUUCAAGGUUGGCGGCAACAGGGACAACAAGUCAAACAUUAUCAAUGGCGACAUCGAGUCCAAAUACACCAACCGCAAGCACGGUUUCACCUUCACGCAGACUUGGACCACCGCCAACAUCCUCAAGUCCCAGUUCGAGAUUGAGAACCAGAUUGCCAAGGGCCUCAAGCUUGACUUGAACACGACUCUCCAGCCUGAGAAGGGCAACAAGUCGGCUCUGAUCAAUGCUGCCUACAAGCAGUCUGGCGUCCACACCCGUGCUGCUCUUGACGUGUACAAAGGGCCUACCUUCACUGCUGAUACUGUCCUUGGCCGCGAUGGGUUCCUUGUUGGUGCAGAGUGCGCUUACAACGUGACGGAGGGCAAUAUCACCAGAUACGCCGCCGCCGUUGGCUACAACGCACCCGAAUACGCUGUCACUAUUCACGGUCUCAACAACCUGAAUACCUUCUCUGCCAGCUACUACCACCGUGUCAAUGCCGAUGUUGAGGCAGGUGCCAAGGCUGUUUAUGACACCAAGGCGACCUACGGCGGUGUUGCGCUUGAAGUGGGUGCUAAGACUUACCUCGAUGCCAACACUGCGUUCAAGGCCAAGAUCAACAACUCUGGUGUCCUUGCCCUGGGCUAUGUUCAGAACAUUCGUCCUGGUUUCAAGGCUUCCUUCGGUCUUGCCCUUGACACUCAAAAGUUGAACGACACUACCGCUGCCGGUGGCCCCUCGCACAAGGUUGGUGCGAGCUUCACUUUCGAAUCAUAGAUAAAAGCAGGACGGCAGUUGAGGACGAGAGCGAUUACCGGAAUGUUUACGAUUCUUUCAGUGUAACGACUUUAUUUGGCCCAGCUCAAAUAAAUAUUUUUACGGAC